AUGAAGGAUGAGGAGCCCCGCUACUUGGACAACAUGGUACUGAGGUCGUCAUCGGAACUCGGGAGUGUCAUUGAUGGAAUGGUCAUGAGUCCUCUCCCACGCGUAUUGAAAGGCUCGUCGCGCUUGUCCAUUAAGUCUUCUCCCAACCCCCAACUUAUGUCUUCCAUAAUUACAAUUCCUACUACUGCACGAGCAGCUGUCAUUGCUACGAUAAAGGAAGAUCUGGUUAUCAAGGAGGUGAACGUGAUACAGCCCUCGGAACUCGCAGCAGGGGAAUGUCUCGUCAAGGUAGAAUAUGCUGGUUGUUGUCAUUCGGACGUCCAUGUCAAGAACAAUGACUGGGGCCGUACACAGACUCCCGUCAUUGGUGGACACGAAGGAGUGGGCCAUGUUGUCGCCAUCGGUGCGAAUACAGUCGGAAGUCCUGUCAAGGUUGGGGACAGGGUAGGAAUGAAGUGGUUCGCGAACGCAUGUCUCAAAUGCGAAAUGUGCCGCUUGGGCUUUGAAUCUUGUUGUACACUCGCAAGGCAACAGAGCCAUGGAAACACUGUAGAUGGGACGUUUGCAGAGUACACACGCUGCUGGGUCGAUUAUUUAACACCUAUCCCCGACGGUCUUGAUAGUGCUGCUGUCACUCCCCUGUUGUGUGCGGGACUUACCAUUUACAAAGCCCUCAAACUAUCCAAUGCAAAACCUGGGCACUGGGUUGCUUUGUCAGGCGCAGGCGGUGGUUUAGGACAUUUGGGUAUACAAUUCGCUGUAGCCAUGGGCCUGCGUGUUAUUGCUAUUGAUACUGGAACAGAAAAGAAGGAUCUUUGUUUGAAACUAGGUGCAGAAAAGUGGGUUGAUUUUGCAGAGUCAAAGGAUAUAGUCAAGGACGUUCAAGAAGCCGCGGGAGGUCUUGGUCCUCAUGCUGCAAUUAUCGCUGUUGGCAAUGCAUUACCCUUCAAUCAAGCAAUCAUGUACCUUCGCUCUGCUGCGACUUUAGUUGCUAUUGGCAUGCCGGGGCCUGCCAAUGGAAUUUUAAAUAUUCCUAUCGCACUCUUAGUCUCAAAGUGCCUCAACGUCGUCGGUAGUGCAACAGGAAAUCGUCAAGACAUGGCCGAAGCUUUAGAUUUCAUGGCGCGGGGCAAGGUCAACUGUCACCACGAAAUUCGAGAUUUCAAGGAAGUGAAUAACGCCUUGAAGGAUGUCUCGGAGGGGAAAGUUAAAGGAAGAAUUGUUUUGAAGAUCACAUCCUAA
Messenger RNA from Lentinula edodes (shiitake mushroom), 1242 nucleotides. Its product is annotated as chaperonin 10-like protein. NCBI's taxonomy places the organism in Eukaryota, Fungi, Basidiomycota, Agaricomycetes, Agaricales, Omphalotaceae. The transcript has 12 exons. Gene Ontology annotation, molecular function: oxidoreductase activity. Bases 1 to 1242 code for a protein of 413 amino acids. The record is from RefSeq and is a predicted model, not a curated record.